UGCGACGGCAACGCAGCAUAGUCCUCUCGUCUGCCAAAACGACACACGAUGGAUGACAAACCGUUAGCGAAAGCGCUGAAAGAUUUACCCUUGAGGGUACAAUCAGCCAGCUAUCUCGAACGUUUUCAAGUAUUUAAAGCACUAAACGAUGCUUUCUCGGACACGACUUCUGAUGUCAGUGAGGGUGUUAUUAAAGGAGUUUGUAGAGUUUUGGUCUUUACACUACCAAGAUACCACAAGAGUUCCUCAAGAAAAUUGGUUCAAGAUUUCUUGCUUGUUCUACUAAAGCACCACAAUGCACCAACAGUACAACAUCUUUCCGCCACUUUGGCUGCAUAUUCUACAACCUACAGGAAUAUUGCAUCAUCGGAAACACUGGCAAAAGAACUGCUUGCUGCUUUUGACUGGUCAAGUAAAUUACUGGUCCAUGGAUUCAAAGAUGCCUCAAAUUGUACAGGUGUUGCUUUCCAAAAGUUAGUUGAAGCCCAAUCUUGUUUGUACACCAGUAUUUUGGCUUCAAAAUCCAAGAAGAUGUCUGAAAAAGCAAAUCACAGAUUGGUGCAAGGAUGGAAACAAAUUCCUGGAUCAGAAGCUCAAUAUUGGGCAGCUUUGUGUGAACUUGAGACGUCUUUCCAGUCUUUGGUGUUCAGCUGUGCUCUUCUGACCUUCGUUCAAGCUAACAAGAAUACUGAGCUAUUGCAAUCAAUGAGACGCUCAUUGUUGGAUUCCUUCAUCAAGAUCGCCAUCACCACUAAAGUUAAGCCGGACGUCUACAUUGUGGAGCAGUGCAAGCCGUUUUUGAAACUACUUACACAUGAAGAUUUCAAAGGUCUACUUCUUCCAGCUUUGCUGAAAGGCAUGCUUCGUAGCCCGGAAAUUAUCCUAGGAUGCGUCGGCCAAGUGCUUGCCUCCGUCUCUAUUGAUUUGAGCGCAUAUGCCGCCGAUUUGGCCAAACCUAUAGUCACUUGCCUUCACUCCAAAGAGGACAUUACCCGAGCGGAAGCAUCAAUUGCCACCGAGGCCUUGGCCAAGCAAUGCAGCGAAGCAGCAGCGGUUCGCGGACUCUUAAAUCUUUACUUUGGCGUCCUGCAGGGUUCUGAAGGGAAGUUGACCCUUGCCUCGCACAAGAUCUCCAUCCUCGAAGGGAUCGGCUACUUGAGCAAACACUGUGCCACCGGCGCCAGCACUCACCAAUUGAGCUGCGACGCUGCUGAACACUUUGUUAAAAUUCUGGACACGGAAGUUCACGAAGGAACCUUAACUCAAGCUCUUUCGGCUCUUUUGCUAUGGACGAAUCGUUUCGCAGCCACAAUCCCAAAGUCGCUGAUGGAAAUGUUCAAGAAAGGAAUGGGAUUGAAGACGUCAACACCUGCAAUCAGAACGGGAUACAUACGUUGCAUGGCAGCAUCUUUGCACGGGGAAAGCUUGCCUCAAGGCAUUGAAUUAAUUCCUGUUCUCUUGAAAUCAUUGGAACGAGCAACUGCUCAGCCAACGCAAGCAGCAGUCGUCUCGGAGGGCCUGACUGCCGCUACUUUAUUGUUACGAUGCGCCAAUUUGGAUGCGAAGGCGGAAACUCAGUGCGGUCCUCUAUGGAGCAUUCUUUCAGAUGGGGACAAAUUAUUAUUUGUUAAUGAGAAAAUGUUAUCCUCGUACAGCGAAGAGAUAUGGCACGAAGUGGUCUUACUCUGCGAAUCGCUCUUCGUCAACCACGAACAACGGAUCGGUGAUAAAACGGCGCCUUACUACCGUGCGAUGGUUCUCGCACUUACUCGACCAAAUUUCUCCCUUCGUACUCGAGCUGCUGCCGCUGUCAAGAAGAUUUUUCAUCCCACCAGUGGGUCCAGCAUCGAUCGUUCUCUAGCCUUAGUUGCAGAGUUUACCAACUAUUUGCACACCGUGAAAGUUACCAGCGGUAUUCGAAAUCGUGAGGAAGGCGAGUCGGCUGGAGGAGUUCUUUCUGCCUCGCUGACCGAGACGGACGCCAAUUCGCUGAUUUUCUGCCUGCAGACAAUCACCACCGUGAAGGGGCUAUCCCAAGACAAGUACAAUCGAUUGGCUGUAGCCUGUUUCAAAGCCGCUCACCAUCCGGCCAUCGCCGCCAUUCAGCCCCUUUGCUGGUACUACAUCGUCAAGCAUUUUGGUCAGGUCCCCAAAACCCUCGUGACCCGGUGUUAUGCACAGCUAAAGGAAGAAUUGAUAAAAAAUCACAAGCCAGGAGCUUGGCCGGAAGCAUCCCUAUCUGGUCUCAUGAAAUUAGCUCCCGAAGAGACAAUCAAGGACGUGCUAGACGCAGUCAGCGCCACCCUGGGCCAAGAAGAAUUGCUCAAAGUGACGCGCGAUGAUUACUUCACUUUUUUAACUAGAGAAGGCGAACUGUACGACAGGAGCGUCCUGGAAAAUGCGAAAGAGGAAGCCGCCCGGAAUAUCAAGCGAGAAUCAAAAGCCUAUUCGUACAAAGAGCAAAUGGAAGAGCUGCAGCUCAUCCGGGAGCUGGAAGAGAAACGGAUACGAGAGGGUAAAAAGAAGGGGCCCGAAAUGUCGCCCAAACAGAAGGAGGCCAUUCGCGUCCAGUUGGAGAAGGAAAGCGCCAUCAGAAGCAAAGUCGCGGCCUUGGAUGUAGUCGUCCGACAGGUGUGUUCCAUGCUGAAAUCGGCCAUCGACAACGUGCCCAGUGUGCUGUCGAAUCAGCUGACGCAGCUCGUUCCCUGGAUGAUGCGAGCCAUGAGCUCUCCCGUAGCAGCUCCACUGCUGACACCACUCUGGGUCGACUUGAGGAAAUCGGUCUUUGAACCCGACAUGGAACUAUUAGCCAAGAGCAUUGCCAACGUCACUCUUCGCCUCACCAAGCCCAUGUGCGAUCUGGAUCCGGCCUGGGAAACUGAAUCGAUUGACGAUGCCUCGCGACGAGUUCUCAAGCAGGUCAUUCGUGCCUCCGCCACUCCGCUGAACGCCUCCACAUUCACCUACACGUUUCCAUUUGUACGCGGGACGUUAAAACUUCUCGGAUCCAAGGAGGAAGCUUUGGCUGUCCAGGGCAUCCAGUUGAUUGAGCGACACGCUGGUCUUAGAUCGAUCGGCAAGCACGGUCAAUCUUAUCCGCAAAACAAUCCCCGCCUACUUCCACUGAAGGAGAUGAUGGAGCUGCUGAUUCAUUUGAUUGGAACCACUUCCGGCAGAGAACAACAGACAGCCUAUGCGGCAUUGCUGGAAGUAGCAGCGGCCGCCACUGGGAAAGCCGGUUGUGCCGUGGCCACCGACGAGGAACUCAAUUGCCUGCUGGAUAGUCUGGAGAGUAGCGUAGACUCUGUCCGAGACGCAUGUCUUCACAGUUUGAGCGUCUUGCUGCCCGUCCUGACACGUAAUCGAGUCAAAACGUUCACCAAUCAUCUGAACCACAGACUGUGGGUGGCGAAAUUCGACGUGGUUCCCGAGAUUCGCGAGAAGGGCGAACAACUCUGGGCCGCUGCUCAGCUACAGCCGGUCAAGAACAUGUUCGAGCUGGUGCUGCAAGAUGUCACUCACAUGGUGGAACCCAUCAGGGCGGCCGGAGCUGAGGCCCUCGCUUCUGCUUUGCAACUCAAUGCGGCCGAAGUUGACCCGACCGCCAAGCGCCUCAUCAAAUUGUACGGCGACAGAUUGGAUUUGACUCCGGCCGUCUUGGACAACUUUGGUCGUGAACUGCAGCCGCCGAUCGACGUUUGGGAGCCUCGAGCUGGCAUCGGCCUGGCUCUCUACAGACUUGUACCGUUGAUGGAGGAAGUCACUGUUGUCCGUUUGGCGUCAUUCUUUGUGCCCAAAGGACUGGGCGACCGUGAAGACAGCGUCAAGAAGAACAUGCUGAACGCUGCUGUCGCCAUGGUGGACCAACACGGCAAGGAGACCAUCACCAAACUGCUCCCAGUCUUUGAGAAAUUCAUGGAUGUUGCCCCCAAGUCUGGCAGUUUCGACUCUGUUCGCCAGUCGGUCGUCAUUCUGAUGGGCUCAUUGGCCCGCCAUUUGGAGAAGGAAGAUUCCCGUGUUAAGCCCAUCAUUUACAAAUUGGUGGACGCUUUGUCGACGCCGUCGCAGCCCGUCCAAGAGGCCGUGGCCAACUGUCUGCCGCCAUUGGUUCCGGCCAUUAAAGAUGAAGUCGCCCCUCUGGUGCAACGUCUGCUCCAAAAACUGCUGUCGUCCAACAACUACGGCGAUCGUAAAGGAGCCGCCUAUGGCAUAGCUGGUAUCGUCAAGGGCCUGGGCAUUUUAUCGUUGAAACAACUGGACAUUAUGACUAGCCUGACGGACGCUAUUCAGAACAAGAAGAAUGCACGACAUCGCGAAGGAGCUCUCUUUGCUUUUGAGCAGCUUUGCUCCAUGCUGGGCCGUCUGUUCGAGCCGUAUGUCGUCCACGUUCUGCCACAUUUGCUACUUUGUUUCGGCGAUGGAGACAAAUUUGUCCGCGAAGCGGCCGAUGACACGGCCAAGGCUGUCAUGAGCAAAUUGAGCGCUCACGGAGUCAAGUUGGUGUUGCCCUCGUUACUCGCUGCUCUGGAACAAGAUUCGUGGAGGACCAAAACGGGAUCGGUUGAACUCUUAGGCGCCAUGGCUUAUUGCGCUCCUCGGCAACUCUCUUCUUGCCUUCCUGGUAUCGUCCCCAAGCUCAUCGAGGUUUUGGGUGACAGUCACGUCAAAGUCCAGGCAGCCGGAGCUCAGGCCCUUCAGAUCAUUGGCUCAGUUAUCCGAAACCCUGAAAUUCAAGCCAUUGUGCCUGUUCUAUUGGAGGCGCUUCAAGAUCCUGCCAAAAAGACGUCGUCUUGUCUGGCCACUCUACUGGAAACCAAAUUCGUCCACUUUAUCGACGCCCCUUCGUUGGCUCUCAUCAUGCCCGUCGUUCAACGCGCCUUCCAGGACCGCUCGACCGAAACGCGUAAAAUGGCAGCCCAGAUUAUCGGCAACAUGUACUCGUUGACGGAUCAAAAGGAUUUGAGCCCGUAUUUGUCUACCAUUAUCCCUGGAUUGAAAGCUUCUCUGUUGGAUCCUGUCCCGGACGUGCGAAGCGUUUCCGCCCGCGCUCUGGGCGCCAUGGUCCGUGGAAUGGGUGAAGCUUCGUUUGACGAUCUUCUGCCCUGGUUGAUGCAAACUCUGACAUCCGAGUCGUCGUCGGUGGAUCGAUCUGGCGCCGCUCAGGGAUUGUCGGAAGUGGUGGGUGGCCUGGGCGUCGACAAACUUCACAAACUGAUGCCCGAGAUUAUCGCCACCGCCGAACGCCAGGAUAUUGCCCCUCAUGUCAAGGAUGGUUACAUCACCAUGUUCAUCUACUUGCCCGGAGUGUUCCAGAAUGAAUUCACGCCUUACAUUAGCCAGAUUAUUCCUUCUAUCCUGAAGGCGCUCGCCGACGAGAAUGAGUUUGUCAGAGACACGGCCCUGCGCGCCGGCCAGCGCAUUGUCAACAUGUACGCCGACACGGCCAUCAUGCUUCUGUUGCCCGAACUGGAGCUGGGUCUCUUUGACGACAACUGGCGUAUUCGCUACAGCUCGAUCCAACUGCUGGGCGAUUUGCUGUACAAGAUUUCCGGCGUGUCUGGUAAAAUGUCGACGGAAACGGCCAGCGAGGAUGACAACUUUGGAACGGAGCAGUCUCACAAGGCCAUCAUGGCCACGUUGGGCUCGGAGAGACGCAACCGCGUCUUGGCCGGCCUUUACAUGGGUCGCUCUGACGUGGCCCUACUCGUCAGGCAGGCAGCCCUGCACGUCUGGAAGGUGGUUGUCACCAACACGCCCAGGACGCUGCGCGAAAUCCUGUCCACCCUGUUCAAUUUAUUGCUGAGCUGUUUGGCCAGCUCGGUCUACGAUAAGAGGCAGGUGGCUGCCCGCACCCUGGGCGACCUCGUCCGCAAAUUGGGAGAGCGAGUCCUUCCGGAAAUCAUUCCCAUCCUAGAAGAUGGACUCAAUUCGGACGAACCCGACACUCGACAGGGAGUCUGUAUUGGCUUGUCGGAAAUCAUGGCGUCGACGUCCCGCGAUAUGGUCAUGACCUUUGUCGACAGUCUGGUGCCGACCGUCCGCAAGGCCCUUUGCGACCCGUUGUCCGAGGUGAGACAGGCCGCUGCCAAGACGUUCGACAGCCUUCACAGCACGGUGGGCGGUCGAGCCCUCGACGAUAUUUUACCCUUCAUGUUGGAAGCUCUCAACGAUCCCGAGCAGGGCGAGAACGCCCUGGACGGCCUUCGCCAAGUGAUGGCCAUCAAACCGCGCGUCGUUCUCCCCUAUUUGAUUCCGCAUCUCACGGCCCCGCCCGUCAACACCAAAGCGCUUUCGGUUCUGGCCUCGGUGGCCGGCGACGCUUUGGCCCGACACUUUAACCGCCUGUUGCCCGCCCUUUUGGCCGCCGUGACAUCUGCCGCCGGAACGCCGGCCGAGGCCCAGGAAGUGGAAUACUGCCAGGUGGUGUUGCUGUCUGUCCAGGACGAGCAGGGCAUCCGCGCCAUCAUGGACGAGCUGUUGACUUCGACCAAGUCGGACAAGAAGGUGAUGCGACGGGCGGCCGUCUCGCUGCUGGCCGGCUUCUGCACCCACACGAAAGCGGAUUACACGCAGUACGUGCCGCAGCUUUUGCGCGGUCUCAUCCAUCUGCUGACGGACACGGAUGUGGGCGUCUUAAAUCCGGCGCUAGAGGCGCUGAAUUCGGUCAUCAAGACCCUGGACGCGACCCAACAGAUGGCGCACGUCGGCGACCUUCGUCAAGCUGUUCGCUUUGCCAUGAGUGACCUCAAAGGUCAAGAAUUCCUGCCUGGCUGUUGUCUGGCCAAGGGUAUCGCUCCUUUGCUGCCCGUCUACCGCGAGGCCAUCUUGAACGGACCUCCCGAGAUGAAAGAACAAGCCGCUCAAGGAUUAGGCGAGCUGAUUAAGUUGACAUCACCUGAAGCUCUCAAGCCGUCGGUUGUGGCCAUAACCGGACCGCUUAUCCGUAUCCUCGGCGAUCGAUUCGCUUUCGGUGUCAAGGUGGCCGUUUUGGAGACGCUGGCCCUCCUGCUGGCCAAAGUGGGUGCCCUCUUGAAGCCCUUCCUGCCGCAGCUGCAGACGACGUUUGUCAAAUCGCUGAGCGAUCCCAACCGUCAAGUCCGUCUCAAGGCGGCAACGGCCCUCAGUCACUUGAUUGUUAUCCACACGCGGGCCGAUCCCCUCUUUAAUGAGCUCUACACCAGCAUCAAGACGACGGACGACCCGAGCAUCAGGGAGACGUCGCUGCAGGCCCUCAGAGGCGUUAUCACUCCGGCCGGCGACAAGAUGAGUGAGCCCAUCCGCAAGUCCAUCUUGGCCACUCUUCAGUCGAUGCUGUCGCAUCCGGAAGACACGACGCGAUCGGCCGCCGCCGGAUGUCUCGGCGCCCUCUUCCGUCACCUGCCUGCCGACGAGCUGGAAGCCCUGGUCAAUGACUGCCUGAUCCACGACGAUCCGUCGCUGGACUGGACGCUGCGUCACGGCAAGAGCGCCUGUCUCUCGGUGGCCCUCAAGGAAGCGGCCGAGCAGGUCUACACGCCGGAAUGGCGCGACAAGUUGCACCGCGUUCUCCUCAGUUACCUAGCGGCCGACCGGAUUCCCAUCGUGUCCAACAGCAUCCGGGCCAUCGGCUUCCUCUUCAAGCACCUGAUGACGGGCAGCGGCGGCAGUCCGGUCUCGUUUCCGGUCCCGUUGAGCCAGCCGUUCGCCAAGACUCUGAAUCACCCCACGAACGAAGUGAAGCAGCUGGUGGCCCAGACGAGCCACUAUCUGGGCCGUCACUCUAAAACGGCCCUUCCGUCUGAUUUCCUGAAAGUUUUGCUGCCGCAGCUGGUGAACGGCACCAAAGAGAAGAACACGGCCGUCCGGUCGGCCUGCGAGGCGGCCCUGGUGACCCUGCUGCGCCUGCGACACAAUGACGAAACGCAGCAGCAAUGCGUCAACUUGCUGGAUCCUGGAGCUCGCGACUCGCUCUCCGAGGUCAUCUCCAAAGUCUUGCGCAAAAUGGCCACUCAACCCGAAACGAAAGAAGAGGAACUGGACGCUACGCUGGUGUCGUAAAAAAAAGCAAAAGCAAAUAAAUCCGCGCACCCGUGUCUCGGCUUAACAACAACACAACAACAACAUACAGGACAUGCACAUCUAGACACACACCAACCUCAAUCCGGGUCCAUUUCUAUUUUUUCCCCGAUUCAAGGCGUGAGCUCUGUUCUCCUUGAUCCCCCUGACUCUGUAACCGAUUGCAUUCUCUUCGCUCCUCGCGCAUCUUUUUUUUUUUUUUUUUUUUCUUUUUGUUGGAAGAAAUGGAGGAAGAGAAAAAUCCCCCCCACCCUUAUUCUUUUGUUGUGUGGCAAGCACUUUGGCUAAUAAUGCUGAUAGGAGAUGCCUCGUCAUCAUCACGGAGGAGAGAGAAAAAGCACGCAAUUUUCUUUUCUUUUUUUUUUAAAUAUUUUUUGGGGCUUUUUUUGAACGAUGACGGGCCUGGAAGAGGUUGGAGAAGAACAUGAUAUAACCUCUUUGCAAGUAUGUUGAUCGUGUUUAGCCAUUUCUUGUUUUUGUUUUCAACUCUUUUGAUGAUUACAUUUUUUCGGUGAGGCUUAGAGAAUAAUAUUCCAACUACACCAUCUUGUUUUGGCGGAUAGAGUUGAGGGGGGUUUGAUUUCACACGGGGCGCACAGCUGUGUGUGCUGUUGUUGAUGAUGAUGAUGAUGGACGUUGUGUUUGUAAUAGAGUACUACGUGGUCCGGAUCUAUGGCGAAACUGUUAUUUUUUUUUCUUUUUUUGGAAUUUUCUCUCUCCCACAGAAGAGCGGCCGCCGCCGGCUUGUAUUUUCUGAAAGGUGUGUAAUUUGAUCAUCGAAUGGGGAAUCAACAAUGUCGCUCUCUU
Messenger RNA from Daphnia pulicaria, 8862 nucleotides. It is a transcript of the gene l(3)80Fj, whose product is annotated as eIF-2-alpha kinase activator GCN1-like. Gene Ontology annotation, molecular function: protein kinase regulator activity. The coding region runs from base 49 to 8037 and encodes 2662 amino acids. Gene Ontology annotation, cellular component: cytosol. The record is from RefSeq and is a predicted model, not a curated record. NCBI's taxonomy places the organism in Eukaryota, Metazoa, Arthropoda, Branchiopoda, Diplostraca, Daphniidae. Gene Ontology annotation, biological process: regulation of translation; cellular response to amino acid starvation. The transcript is spliced from 9 exons.